Messenger RNA from Symbiodinium sp. CCMP2592, 2874 nucleotides. NCBI's taxonomy places the organism in Eukaryota, Dinophyceae, Suessiales, Symbiodiniaceae. The record is from the annotation of a GenBank genome assembly.
AUGUCGCCCCAUGUGGUGCACGAUAGGCUCGGCGGGGCCUUGGGUGAGUUCUCGACGCCCCUCAGUGAUGUCGGGCGCACAAGAUUGCAAGUUGAAGCGAUUUCCUUGAGUACAUUCGGGACACGUCACGAGUGCAGGCAAGUCUUUGCGAUGAUUCGAGGUGCCUUACAGCUUCGCACGAACUGGAGAUUGCUUCUGAAACACGCCAGCUGCCCUGCCCGGUCCUGCCCUGGCUUGGCGAGGCUAGGAGGAUUGAGAAGCUGGACAGAUGAACAGCAGCGAUCCUCACUGGAAUGGUUCCACCGAAAUGUCCAGGCGGCUCGGGCACUCUUCGGAUCUGCGUCUGAUAGGGUAUGCUGGGAGAGCAAAGACUCAACUGAGAUCUACGUCUUGGAGAUGCCUGGUUUGGUGCAGCAGCCCGAGGACGUGCCCAAGCGCUGCUAUGACUUGAACUUGGAGCUGGAUCUCCAGGCGGCCGUGAUGGAUGGAUCCUUGCCAUCGGGCUUCGACAUCAAGCACUUCAAGGACCAGGUGGGCGCACUGAGUCUUGCCGCGAGCCAUUUCCACGUCCAGAAUUUGGCCCGGCGAUCUGCAGCCCCGAAGCCCAUAGUCUUGGUUCUGGAGGAUGGAGCAGCGUUGGCAGAAGACUUUCGCCACAAGGUCUGGUCGCUGAUCCAGGAGGAGACUCCGUGUGACUGGAACGUGCUAUCCUUGUCGUCCAGCUGCCCCACGGGACGUUGUACGUCACCGCACCUGGCGCGCAUCGGCUCCGAUCUCCGGCUCUCCAGCUUGGAGCGAUGUCGAGAGGUCACAAGCCGAGGAUUUAGAGGCAUCCUGUAUCGCACCGGGACGAUCGCCGAUUUUCAGAACCGAUGGAUGCAAGUGGCCUUUGACUUCGCCCAUCCAGACUGUCUGAGUCUGGAUGCCUCGCUCGGGGCCAUCUCAGACGAGGUUGCUUUUUAUGCAGUGCCAGCCGUGUCGGUGGACAUCUGGUCCAUGGGCUGCAUCUUCACGGAGAUUAAUGGUGGACCAUUACCGUACGAGGGUAUCAACACUCUCGCAGAGCUCACAAGAGCGAUGCUGGUGAACAGGAGGACCCCGGUGAUUCCUCCCACGAUACCGGCAGUGCUUCAGGCAGUCAUUUCCGGCUGUUAUCAAUUUGAGGGACGCUUCCGCCCUUCAGCGCGGCAGGUUUACGACCAGCUUCGUGAAGCCAAAAAGAAACUCAAGGCAGAUGGCAUCCUUGACAAGAUGCUGCAGCUGCUACUUGCGACGAAAACUCGGCAGGAGCUGUUUCAGGAUGAUGCACAUGGAGCUGCACUCCAUCGCUCGCUCACCACAUGGGACUUGCUGGCCAUAGGUGUGGGCUCGACCGUGGGCACAGGGGUUUUCUCCAUCACAAGCCAAGUAGCGGCGCAGCAGGCCGGUCCUGCUGUCCUGCUCUGUUGGUGCGCCGGUGGUGCUGGCUGCAUGCUUUCCGCGCUCGCCUACAUGGAACUCUCGGCAAGGCUGCCUGUGGCAGGAUCGGUGUAUGCAUUUGCAUACCAUGCGCUGGGAGAGGUCUUUGCCGUGGUCGCUGCGGGCUGCAUUACUCUGGAGUAUGGGAUCUCUGCAUCCGCGGUGGCUGCAAACUGGGGUGACAAGUUCAGGACUCUGGUGGCCUCGCUCGGAGCACCAUCAUUUGCUUCCCAUCUUACCACGAAGAUUGGCCCAGUGACACUGUCAUUUCCAGCGCUGGUAGUUCUCUUGCUGGUCACCACAUUGGUCUACGUUGGAGGAGAUCUGGGAAAGCGUUUCGCACGAGUUUCCUCGGCCUUGGCGGUGCUCCUCAUCCUGCUGAUGGUUGCAGCUGCCAUGACGAAGUUUCAGGCUGAGCAUUUCGAUCCCUUCGUGCCGUCGGAAUUUGGGGCUUCAGGCGUGAUGUCCGGAUGCGUGACCACCUUCUUCGGUUUCCUGGGCUACGACGAAGUCUGUUGCAUGGCCGGAGAGGCUCUGGAGCCGCAGAAGUCGGUUCCCCGAGCUGUGCUCGGGACCGUGUUCAUUGCGACGCUGCUCCCGGCCUUGGGAUCGGUUGCUCUGGUUGGCUUCUUGCCAUACAGCGACAUCGAUGCCAAUUCGGGCUUCGAAGUGGCUUUCCGCCAGAGGGGAUGGACGUUCCUCUCCCACAUGGUGAGCAUUGGAGAGCUAAUCGUCCUUUUUGUCGUCACGUAUAUGUGCUUCUUAGCGCAACCACGGGUUUUCUAUGCCUUAUCCAUGCAUGACCUGCUUCCGAGAAGGUUCCGUGAUCUGGACGAGCACGGCACUCCAUGGUUUGCGACACUCUGGACCGGCCUGCUCCUCAUCGCCUGCGGGGCGCUGCUUCCCUUUAGCACCUUGGCAAACGCCAUCUCCGGCGGUGUUUGCGUGGCUUUCAACCUUGUGAACUGCUCGCUCAUCGUUCUGAGAAGAGGAGGGCGGGCCGCAAACCGUCAACUGGGGGCUGCUCUGGUUGCCUUCAACUUGUUCUCUUUCCUUGCGGCCGUGCUGCUGCAGCAUGGUGGGAACGGACUGCUGGCAUGGUCUCGAAUAGCUUCGCUCGCUUGUUGCAUUGCGACCUUGCUGGCCCUGGUCCUACUGGCCUGGCAGCUGGGUGCUAGUCAGGAUGAGGGACAGAGUGAAGAGGCUUUCUACCGGGUCCCUUACGUACCGUGGAUUCCAUGCUGCGCCAUGGUUUUCAACAACGUCAUGCUGUCUUCGCUCAAGGCACAGGACUUUUUGCUCCUGGCAGUGUACUUGCUGCUGGUGGUCUGUCCGUACCUCACUGCAACGCUUUGCCGAUUCAAGAAGAGAAGGCAAUCGACGGUGGAAGUAAGCCUGGCAGCAGAAGGACGGUAG